Messenger RNA from Fukomys damarensis (Damara mole-rat), 3091 nucleotides. It is a transcript of the gene Pgbd2, whose product is annotated as piggyBac transposable element derived 2. The record is from RefSeq and is a predicted model, not a curated record. Gene Ontology annotation, molecular function: sequence-specific DNA binding. NCBI's taxonomy places the organism in Eukaryota, Metazoa, Chordata, Mammalia, Rodentia, Bathyergidae.
GCUGCAGGCGGAUGCCUCCUGGACUCUGGGUGAAGACAGCCUCUGCUUCCCAGCCCGCCAUGGCCUCAGCCUUGAGCCGGGUCCCUCCCGGGAGAGCCGCCCGCCCCAAGGCCAAGGCCGCCAAACUGCUGGAGGUUCUGAGCGCCCUGGAGGGGGAGUCGGGCCACGCCCCCGAGGAGAUAUUCAUUGCGCCUCCUGACAACGCGGCUGGGGACUUCACGGACGAGGACUCUGGGGAUGAAGAUGAAGACGGCCAGCGGGGCCCCCAGCUGCCUGGCAGUGUGCUGCACGCCUCCGUGGUGUCCGAGGACUCGGACAGUGGCGAGGGCAGUGGGGAGGACAUGGGCGGGCUGGCGCUGCAGCCGGCCUCGAAGAGGCGGAGGACAGGGGUGGAGGAGCAGCGCGUGUGGACCAGGAGAGACAUCCAGCCACGCUUCAGCAGCUGGACUGCGUCAGACCCUCACGUCGAGGACCUCAGGAGCCAGGAGCUGAGCCCUGUGGGCCUCUUUGAGUUGUUCUUUGAUGAAGGGACGAUUAACUUCAUUGUUAACGAAACCAAUCGGUAUGCUGGGCAGAAGGGCGUCACCCUGGGCCUCUCGGCACAGGAGCUGAAGUGCGUCCUGGGCAUCCUGAUUCUGAGUGGCUACAUCUCCUAUCCCCGGAGGAGGAUGUUCUGGGAGACCUCCCCCGACUCCCACCAUCCUCUCGUGGCCGAUGCCAUCAGAAGGGACAGAUUCGAGCUGAUCUUCUCUUACCUGCACUUUGCAGACAACAGUGAGCUGGACGAGAGUGACCGGUUCGCGAAGGUCCGGCCCCUCAUCGUCCGCAUGAACUGCAACUUCCAGAAGCACGCGCCGCUGGAGGAGUUCUACAGCUUCGGCCCGUCCACCUGCGAGUGCCUGGGCCCGCGCAGCUCCAGGCGGCUGCCCGCCGUGUGGCUGGGCUACAGGGUCUGGUGCGGGACCACCAGCAAAAACCUUGUGUGGUUCGAGCCCUCGCAGGGCACGCUGUGCACCAAGCCCGACCGAGGCCUGGGCCUGGGGGGCAGCAUGGUCCUCAGGUUCGUGGACGCGCUUCGGGGGCGGGGCUGCCUGCCCUACCACAUCUUCUUCGACAAGGUUUUCACAAGUGUCAGGCUGAUGUCCCUGCUGCGGGAGAAGGGCGUCAAGGCCACAGGUACAGUUCGCGAGCACAGGACAGAUCGGUGUCCCCUCAAAGACCCCAGGGAGCUGAGGAAAAUGAAGAGGGGCUCCUUCGACUACAAGGUGGACGAGCGCGAGGAGAUCAUCGUGUGCCGCUGGAACGACAGCAGUGUGGUCAACAUCUGCUCCAACGCGGUGGGCAUCGAGCCCGUGAGGCCAGCCCGCCGGAGCUCGGGCGCAGCUGGGGCGCGGGUGCAGGUCCAGCGGCCGUCGCUGGUGAAGCUGUACCAGGAGAAGGCGGGGGGCGUGGGCCGGCUGGAGCAGAACAUCGCCAGGUACAAGGUGAAGAUCCGCGGCCUGAAGUGGUACUCCAGCUUCAUGGGCUACGUCAUCGAUGCCGCCCUCAACAACGCGUGGCAGCUGCACAGGAUCUGCUGCCCGGACGCGCGCGUGGACCUGCUGGCCUUCCGCAGGUACGUGGCCUGCGUGUACCUGGAGAGCAACGCCGACACGUCCUCGCAGGGCCGGCGGGGCCGGCGGCUGGAGACCGAGAGCCGCUUCGACAUGACUGGGCACUGGAUCAUCCACCAGGACAAGAGGACCCGAUGCGCCCUCUGCCACUCGCAGACCAACACGCGCUGUGAGAAGUGCCAGAAGGGCGUCCACGCCAAGUGCUUCCGGAAGUACCACACGCGGUGAGGCCAGGGCAGCCCAGGCCUCGGCUACCUUUGUAUCAAAGAAAGGCCUGGCUCUGUCGAUUUGCUUUUGUCCUUUCUCCCCAGUCGCAUUCUAAUGGUCUGUUUUAUUGUCCGCUGUUGUGCCUGCCUGUAGUAUAGAUUAGUAUUUAUGUUAUGUUUGCAGAUCUGUAUUUUAUGCUGGGAUUUAGUUAAACUUAUUCAAAUAAAAUCUUGCCUUGGGAUAUAUUUGAGUUCUAGUAAGGAUAUCAAAGAAAUAUUUAGAUAAACAGUAAAAAGAUUUUACCACUGUGUGCCAUGCUUUAUAACCUGCGGUUUAGGCAGUAGUGCAUUAAAUAUUUUGGCCAUACAACAAAGGAUUUCUUAGUGAUAUUCAACUCAUAUUAGACUAUCAGACUCGCCAUGUAUUGAUAGUCCACCUUGUAUUUGUUCAAAGAGCCGAAGUUGUGGAGUUCGUAUUUUUUUUGAUAAAAACAUUUUCCUAAUUACAUAUAUCCAUAUGGAAUCUACUUUUAUAAAUAUGUGGUAGGGAUCCACUUUUUCACCACAUAAUUUGUUAAAAGAGAACUACUUCUUUACUGAUUUCAAUUCCACCUAUAAAAUUUUUUGAACUUAAAGGGGACAUACUGAAAUAAGGAAACAGUUUUAUGUUGGAAAAGUUGGUUUGUUUGGUCCCAGCAAUCUAUGAGGCAGGAAGAUCACAAGUUCAAGCUCAACCUGGGCAACUUAGUGACUUAGCAGGACCCUGUCUCAAAAUGAAAAAUGAAAAGGGGGGAUGUUGCUCGGUGUGAAGGUUUCAAAUAUGAGAAAACAGACAAACCCAGAUUGGGCGCUGUCCACCCAACAGCUGGCUCACAGCCUGGGGAAGGAUCGAGGCCGUGAAAGGCAGAGAGGAGACCUGCCUAAGGUUGGAUGGACGAGGAGAUGGCGCAGGAUGUCGUGUAGCUCCUGAUCCACCAGACUGUUUUCAAAAAAUGACAGUGAGGGCCAGGGAUUUAGCUCGGUGGUUCUGCCGCCUGCUUUGCCAGCACGAGGUCCCGAGUUUGAUCCCUGGUACCAAAAAAAAAGACAGUGAGACAACUGAUAAGAUUUGCAUAAAUUCAGUGGAUUAAUUUGCAGUAUUUUAUGAAUAUUACUUUUCUGCUUUGAUGCUUGUUAGUGACCGACUCCUUGUCUCCUUACCUAUCUUAUUUCUUCUAAUUUUACUUAAUCCCCCUCCCUGCCCCCACAUUUUGAUCUCAUUUUUCUUUUUCU